Messenger RNA from Pipistrellus kuhlii (Kuhl's pipistrelle), 761 nucleotides. RefSeq names its product heat shock protein family B (small) member 11 (gene IFT25). Gene Ontology annotation, biological process: intraciliary transport. The transcript is spliced from 7 exons. NCBI's taxonomy places the organism in Eukaryota, Metazoa, Chordata, Mammalia, Chiroptera, Vespertilionidae. Gene Ontology annotation, cellular component: centrosome; intraciliary transport particle B; cilium. The record is from RefSeq and is a predicted model, not a curated record. Bases 234 to 665 code for a protein of 143 amino acids.
CCGCGAACUCCGCGGGGGCGGGAAGAGUGGGCGGGGACGAGGGCGGGCGGGGCUGGGGGCUGGGCAGAAGGGAGCGCCCCUAACCCUACGGGCUACCGUCGCGGAGCUCACCCGAGGUCCAGGCGAGCGGGCCGGGCAGGCACCGGGGGAGAUACAGCUUUUCCAGUCACUUUGCAUCUAUAAAUUUUUGCCCUAUCACCACCAGAUCAAGGAGGAGGGUUAAACAGUUUAAGAUGAGAAAAGUUGAUCUCUGUUCAAGCUCUGAAGGGACUGAAGUGAUUUUAGCUACAUCAAGUGAUGAAAAACACCCCCCUGAAAAUAUAAUUGAUGGGAAUCCAGAAACAUUUUGGGCCACCACAGGAAUGUUUCCCCAAGAGUUCAUUGUUUGUUUUCACAGACAUGUAAGAAUUGAAAAGCUUGUAAUCCAAAGUUACUUUGUACGGACCUUGCGAAUUGAAAAGAGCACAUCUAAUGAGCCAGACAGUUUUGAGCAGUGGAUUGAAAGAGAGCUAGUACACACAGAGGGGCAACUUCAAAAUGAAGAAAUUAUGGCACAUGAUGGCCAUGCCACUUACUUGAGAUUCAUUAUUAUAUCAGCCUUUGAUCAUUUUGCAUCUGUGUAUAGCAUUUCUGCAGAGGGAAUAGCAGUCUCAAAUCUUUCUUAAUAAUUAUAACAAAAUGCUUUUGUAUGUUUUUUAACCCUGUAUUUAUUUUAAAAUAAAGUUGCCACUGAUGUACUUUAUUAAAGGGAUUUGUAUCAA